GCCUGUGUGUGCAACCGGUGGGACUGUCCUUCUUUUACGUGCACUCAUCAUCCACAUCUAUCUGUGAUUGGCCGACUCGACAACAACCACUCCCUGCUCCCUCGUAUCAAACCGUACGACUGUACUGGUAGCGUGUACGUGAGUACUGUAAUGUACUCCAGUACCAGUACGGUGUACGGUACAGUAGAAGACGGCUAAGUGUGCGCAUGCAAGCCUUUGUUCCUCCCGCUUCUGGGAGCGCUGUCGCUGCCAAAUGCGUUUCGAUCUCUAAAUCUCGGAAAGGCGCCCUAAGUAAUGAUUCGCCAAAUUACAGCUCAUCUAAGUAAUGGACGUUUCGGCUCUCUGGGAGCUGCCUCCAACUCCCAUUCCAAAGCAACGGCGAAGAUGCCAGAGCCAAAAUCAAGAGCUCCCUCAGCUAAGAUGCUCAAGCGUCAAGUAGAUUGCACAUGGGAGGCUUUGCCCUACUCACACGGAAUUGAGACUCUCUCUCUCUCUCUCUCUCUGAGCUAGCGUGCCACACUGCAAAAGGCAACGGUUCCAACUCAAAAGAGACGAAGGUUCUUCGAGUGGAGACUGUCGUCGACAUCGGAGUGGUCUACAAUCAGGACCAGUCCGACCGUCAGGAGACUACUCAAUACAUUUAGGCUUGCUCUCUCGGUAGAGACUGAAACGGGGGAUUCUGUGGUUUUGUUGAUUGGCUAGCUAGCUGUAGGCAGACCAAGCCAUGAGCGAUCGAGCUCCUCCUAAUGGCGCAACUGCCGCCACCAAGAGCAGCAGCGGGAACGAUUCGAAGGCAGCAGACGACUUGUCCAUCUUGGCACAAAUGGAUAGUCGAGAGCUGUUGAUGAACGAUAAGCUCUUUCAUUCGUUACCUCUCGAUGAAAUGAUACGAAAGAGCGACCCGGAAGAAAUCGAUCGCUUGUUCAUGGGGCACAUGAAGCAGUAUCUGUGGAAGUCGCUCCAACCAGGGUCGCAGGAGCGUCAGCCUCUUACACCUUCUACGGUCGCAAGUACAAUCACCUCUAGGCGGGAUAGAGUCAAAUAUCGGUUGGGGCCAUCGGCCAGAUUCAACAAAAGUCACCGGAUGGGGAAGAAUCAGCUGGUAAUCCAGGGGGCGGCCACGGCAGCAACGGCGUCGAUGACAACUGCCGGCAGUGCCAAAUCAUCUCAAGUAGCAGGCAAGCGCAAUCAACAAGUCGAGGGAAUUAGGGAAGGUCGUCAGGAAGAACAAUCCUCUCCUCCACCAAACAAGGGAAUAAAGUCGACCGCAAUCAGUGAAACAGAGGAAACUCGACAGGCUGCUUCCCCUCCCGUCUCCUUUCGUGGAGGUAUUGUGUCGUCGUCUAAUACCCCGACGCAAAAGGAAGAUACACGCACUACUAGCGAAAACAAGGGCAACAAAGCUGCAGCAGCUAGCGAUGCCAGCGACGCAGCUGACCAUGUUCCCCUGGAAUCGGUCGUAGCGACGGUAGAAGAAAGCUUUGCUUCCAGGUUUGAUGCCCUGCAACAGAGUAUUGACGGUCUGCCAACUGGAAACGGCAGGCCGCCCAACGUUGACGUUCAACAAACGAACGAGGACGAUGGACGCGUGUCGCCGAGAAAGCUGAAAGCUAUUACGGAAGCCAUGGAGUCCCAUUUUGCCCCAAGAUUUGAUGCCAUAGAAGGGUCGCUCUCCAGCAUCCAGCAGACACUGGCUCUCUUGGCCAACAACAUGAUUCAGGCGCAACAACCUCGUCAGCCGACGUUUCAGCAUCAGUUUCAGCAGCCGCAGUUUCAGCAACAUACUCGAACGUCAAGUCAGCAACAUAUUCGGACUCCAAAUCAGCAACCCACGAAGCCGUCCUUUCCGCCACCCACGAAUCCAUUCAUGCAACAAAACUCUCAGCAUGGUUCGCCUGCUGCUCCCAAUACACCGAAAGGACCAAGAACGGGUGAGUCCUCGGGAGAUGGUUGGUUUAGCCAGCUCCGUACUCCCAUGAAUUCAAAGCUGAUACGUAGCAAUGAGCAGCAUUCAUCGGUUCCACCUGACCGAGCGCUGGGACGCCAAUCAAAGACUUUGUCAGCGACUGUCCACAGGGAAGAGGCGGCAUUUGAUGAGCUGAUAGCAGAUGAAAAAGAACGAACAGCAGGGAGACCCUACGACUCGGUCGAACCCCAGCGAACGAAAAAACGUGCGCCAUCAGAGGACGCGGUAACAGCACUGGAACUGAAACCACACAACAGCAAAGAGAAACGCAAAGAGCGGACAAGGAUUCGAAGCGGAGACAAUGACAGCACGGAGAAACCAUCAGCGCCAGAAAGAGGGACUGGGAACAAACGAAGCAGCAAGUUUGCAUUUGACACGAUGAAGGAUGAAACGCCUAAUAGUGACAUACCCAUGGUGUUAUCACCUAGGGCUGCCGAUGACAUUGAUGUGCGUCACGAGGAGGACGAGAUUCCAACAACCCCGAAAUCUCAAGUGGAAAUGCCUCGUCGUUACCCAAAAGAGUUGAAGGCAACACCCAACAUUAUUUCCAGAGCCAAGCUCAUCAUGUCAAGGACAACCAAGACACCAUCUCCGAAAGACACUUCAGAUACUUUUUCAUUCAUCAAGAGACGGUCGAUGAGACGGUCCAACACACCCAUCAAGGACCGGAAACGCACCAAUUCCAAGGAUACACACAGCGUCGUUAAACACGGCUUGAACGAAACAGAGGGAUUGACAUCGAAAAAGACCGACGAAGAAUCCGAAGCGUAUCCUACACGAGCGCUCACAGCAAAAUCGCAGCCAAAGGAAGGCAAUGACGAUCAACCCCAGCAGCCCCUUAAUCUGAAACAGGACCACCUCGAAUGGAACUUUGAUGACUCUGGCGGCAGCCCCUUGCGUCAUCGGCGGGUGCAUGGUUUACCGAAGCUGAAGGAUGAUACAGAAACAAAAACACCGACUACUCCUUGCGCACAAAGCGAUAUCGUUAGACACAACGGUAGUUCUGCUGCCCAUUGGCAGAGAGUUGCCCCUGUCCAGCCACUCGACCUAGAACGUGAUAGUGCUGACGAUGCAGAUUCUCCAUUGCGACCUAGGAGAUUGCAGUACCGGCCCGCCGGUACACCAUUCCACAAGAGUCAGAGCUGGGAUGACGCGACUAAUGCAUCCAACCUUCGUACGAGCACCGAAGAGCAGAAGGAUAAUUUGUCAAAAUUCUCUGCACCUUUACGUCCAACGACUUCAGAUGAUGUGCCUCGGCGCCCAGAAAGACAGCAUCAUGCACUUUCUUCGGCUGAUUCACCGCCUUCUUCGGCAGACCACCGUGGUAACCACAAACGCAAGACAGUUACGAUUUCUCCUGCCCCUCCUACGCACAUCCCUCCUCCCCUUUUUGACGAGAAUCCACGAGGGCCACGCAAGAAGCCUUCGAUUAUGCUCAAUGAAAAUGAGUAUCCCUUUCGGGACACAUCAACUCCAACAUCGAUUCCUCGAAUAAAGGAGCCGGCAGUCCGAAGGCGUGCCCAUAUUCCUCGAUUUGGUGAGUCCCCAUCAAGUGAGGCUCCGAUGCGCAGCAAGAGGAAUCGGGAACGAAAUGGCUUGGAUGCUAGCAAACCUCCCGAGACAAAAGAACAGAAUGGGGCCAAGCACGAUAAACACGAAAAGACUGAACUCGAAGAUACAAAGAAUGUUCAUCCUACAGAGAAGAAAAUACACACUCAGUCAUCACAAGCGAAAGGUUGCCUCAAGAACAGCAAGCAUAGCAAAUCCUCCUCGUUGAAGGAUAUACCUACAUCUAUUUCUUUGUUGGGAGGUGGAUUAACUACGCUUAAUUCGUCACCAUUGCCUGGUAUGCUGGCACCAGCAACUCCUUCAACCCUUGGACAUCAAGAAAUCGAUGAGACUUUCCAUCAAACCCCACUCAUUGACUGCUCCCCGUCGCGCAACAAUGGACGGUUGCUUGGUGCAACUGCAUGGACCAUUCAGACCUGGUCAAGUCCGAUGGCGGGCAACAAGCGUGUCCCCGCCAGAGAAGCGCAGGAGGCAUGUACGUCGCCACAAAAUAAAGAUGCUUCAUCUCAGUCGUCAUCCCAUCCAAGCGAUGAGGAAGACGAACUCAUGGCGAUUGAGUCACCAAGUCACGUUGUUCGUUUAAUCAAAAAGCUCCCCCGUGUGCGGAAGAUAAAGGAUGCAAAGACGUCGGAGCCCGACCUAGAGUCUAUUGGCCAGGACAGUUACCACAAAACCUCCGUGGCUUCUUCAAAGUCAUAUUUGACCGACGAAUGGCCCGAAGUAGACGCAAGUCCAACUGAUGAAACUCCAAUAAGUCUGUCAAAUUUGAUCAAAUCUCUUGCAGAAGAAGAAGCAAGGAUGUCACGGACGAGACUCGAAAACUUGAAGAGAGAACACGGCUUAAAACUGACAGGGACGAACAGCGAGACAACCGUGUCCGACAUCUCGGGCAUAUAUCAGACAGUACAGUCCUUGCCGGAGUACCUCGGCCCACAGAGAUCUCUCCAGAACCGCUCUUACACAUUCCCAGUUCCGUGCCCGAAAGUAGACGAGAAUAUGAUGAGCUUGUUGAAAGUGUUGCCAUCGUCCGAGGAGAGCGAAACGGAAGAGACGACCAACAAAGCAAGAGAUUCAGGAGACUCAAAGGAGUACGCCUCUCCCGCAAACAGCAUUCUGGAUACGGGCAACGACGACGGCGGGAAAGCCUUGUCGUGUUACCCACAACCAUCAUCGCAGACGAAAACUACUGAAGGCGCUCCCGAAGAGCAAAAACGUGAAUCACCGAAAGAAGAGAAGGCCCGGAGAUCGCCCCCUGUACACCUCAAAGACGGCGCCAGAAGAGAGCGAACCUCUCCUCCUCGCGAGCAUCCUUCCGAAAUCUUGGUCGUCGAGGAAGACGAUUAUCUGUCCCCCAGUGGGGUCUCCACGGUGUCUUAUUCGGUGUCAACUACUCGCACUGAUCACGAGACGGCUUUGACCACAAGACACCAGUUGGUGCCUUCUACAUCAAACUCACAAGGAGACAUGGACUGCUGCAGCCCAUCCAGUACACUGAAACUGCUCACAGCUGGUAACCACUUUAUUCAAAUCCCAAGAAAGGCAUCGUUGAAGAAGCAAGGCGACCCAUCAAGGGGCUCUGUUGUUUGGUCAAACCCCGGCCACAAGCCAGUAUCGCAUCUAGUUGCCAAACAACCAGAUGAGAGGCUGCUUCUUCCUACCCUCGACACAUUCCCUCAGAAUAAUCCAGCCUUUGCCAUCAUUGCUCAAAAGAUUGCCGAGGCGGAAGCUGCCCUCAAAGCCGAGUUAGCUCGGGAAAACGCUGCAAAGCGUAAGAAAGCGAUAGGUCACUAUACGUUUGAUCAGGACACCACUAACAACGACGACGACGAUGACUCGGAUGACGAUGAGGAACUCAGUGGUUUGGCCGACUUGAAGAAAGAUAUGGAGAUAUAUAUCCCAACUGGUCCACGACCGAAGCAGAUCACCUUCACACCUGCAAAUGUGAUCAGGUCCUUAAGUCCGGGCCCGACGACAACCAUUCUAACGGACAGCGGCGAAAGGUACAUUGAAUUAGUUCACAUGGGAAAGGCUGCCUUGUUUGAUAAUCCUACGUCCCCUGCGGCUAGUUCUGUAUCUGGUGCGAGCUCGAGUCUGGAGAGCAACACGGCUACUUCGAAUCUCCGACGAGGACGCUCUUACGAAACAAAAUCAACCAAAACCUCUUUCCUCGAACGAUUCCAAGCUAGGACAGAAAAGAAGGGGGGGCGACCUCAGCAGCACAGAAAGCAGAAGUCCGCAAAGAAAGGGAAGAAGGUAAACAAGAAGAAACCGAAGAAGCACGUCAUCAGCCCAGUGCCGGAACAAAAGGAUCCUUCUUCUGGUGUAUCAGAUGUCAACAGCAGUCCCCCCAAUAGCAGCGUGAGCAUUGGCUUGAUCUUGAUGGACGAUGUCCAACAAUUCGAGCAGUUUGAGAACACGGAGCAGGAGGCCGCCCAGAUCAUCGAAAUUGUGGAACGGUAUUAUCACUAUCACACUCGGUACAAUGCUGGCAACCCAGAUCACUUUGUAAUGCCCCUGUCAGAGAGGAAAAAGCAACCGCUGGAUCAGUUAUUGGGCUGGACAAUGGUUGCCUUUGAGGAGAUUGAAAGAGACUUCCUAACCUCUUUUCACAACAAGGCGAAGGAGGACGGACAGAUGAAAACAGGGGCCAUGUUCGGAGAAGAGAGUUCUCAGGAACGUGAUGCGAAUCCUACAUGCAAAGUGGAUGCAAAAGAGAAAAGCACCCGCCGUGCGGUCCCAAAGGCCGGUGAUGAUGGAGGCAAUGACGGGGACGACGAGAAGAGCAAAGGCAGGCACAAAAAGUCAACCGAUCCGCUGGAACGUGUCGGGAUCUUCAAUUUGGAUGACUUGGAUAGCAGCAGUUCCAAUAUGAGCGACGAUUCCACGUUUGACGACGACGAUGAGGAUGAUAGCGGGUCGUCGUCGAGCCUUUUUAGUGAUGACGAUGAUGAUGGUGACGACACGGAUCACAAAACGAGAAGUACACUGUCAGAGUGAAACGUCCUCCAAGAAUUGUAAACGACGAGGGCGAACACAUGGAAACGUAUCAUACUGUAACAUAUAGCUAUCUUUCACUGGGGUU
Seminavis robusta is the source of this 6617-nucleotide messenger RNA. The record is from the annotation of a GenBank genome assembly. Lineage: Eukaryota; Bacillariophyta; Bacillariophyceae; Naviculales; Naviculaceae.